AAUAAUCGCUGGUCUAGCACAAAUCGUGCUUUAGAUUCUUUAUAUUUAAGGCCAGUUAUUUCUUCUUCUUAGCUGUGGAUUUACCUUUCAAUCUGUGGCGUUUUCAAUAUCCUCUCUUUUAGGGGAACGACUUUUCCGGACAGCUAUGGAGGUUAUGUGAAAUGAAGAAAUUCUGAGGCAAGGUUUUAAAAUUGCAGCAAUUGGCAGGGGCGUUCAGUUUGUUUCCAAGCCUUGUAUUUCGUCACAAAAAAUGGCGCGCCGUCCACGCAACAGCCGAGCCUGGCGUUUUGUGCUAAGUGGAGUGCGUAGAGACCAGGAUGCCAGGCCACCUGUUUUACCAGCAGGGGAAGAGUCUUGGGGUUAUGAUUCUGAUGGACAGCACAGUAACAGUGAUUCAGACAGUGAUAUACUCCAGCUGCCUCCAUCCAUACCCAGCGCUGUACCGGUAACUGGGGAGUCUUAUUGUGGAUGCGACAGUCAAAAUGAUGCGUACUGCUCCAGCUUACUCACUUUUCACCAAAUGAAAAGCUGCCAGUGUGGAGAGGAGGAUGAAGAUUUUGAUUGGGUGUGGGAUGACUGCAGUAAAUCCACAGCCACACUCUUGAGCUGCGAUAACCGCAAAGUAAGCUUCCACAUGGAGUACAGCUGCGGAACAGCUGCCAUACGUGGAAACAAAGUGCUGUCUGAUGGUCAACACUUUUGGGAGAUCAAGAUGACUUCUCCAGUCUAUGGCACUGACAUGAUGGUCGGCAUUGGGACUUCAGAUGUGAACCUGGAUAAAUACCGGCACACCUUUUGUAGCCUAUUGGGUAAAGAUGCAGAGAGCUGGGGGCUGUCUUACACAGGGUUACUCCAGCACAAGGGUGACAAGAACAGCUUCUCAACACGUUUUGGCCAAGGUUCAAUAAUUGGGGUUCAUCUGGAUACGUGGCAUGGAGUCCUUACUUUCUACAAAAAUAGGAAGUGCAUUGGCGUUGCUGCUACUCAGUUGAGGAACAAGAAGCUAUUCCCAAUGGUGUGCUCCACCGCAGCGAAGAGUAGUAUGAAAGUGAUCCGGUCGUGCUGCUGCCGCACCUCUCUGCAAUACUUGUGCUGUGCCCGUUUGCGCCAACUUCUUCCUGAUUGUGUUGACUCUUUGGAAGCCCUGCCUCUGCCCCCAGGUCUCAAACAAGUCCUUGGCAACAAGCUAGGAUGGGUUCUUCAGAUGGGGACCAGCCAGCAAUACAAAGAUGACACCCAGGCUACCGCGUCCUGCGGGAGUGAUUCGGACAGCAACUGCCCACCAAGGCCAGAGGACUGUCAACGCAAACGUUGCCGCAGGAUUUAAUGAAUCUUGAUGGAGUUAGAGGUUCUAAUCACAGUGCCUCUUUCUCCACCUGGCUGUACCAUCACACAAUGAACUUCUGGAAGGACACACAUGGGGAUAAAAGGUAUUUCCUUAUGUGUAACAAACAAGAAGCCGAUCAGGAUAUAAAGGACAGAAGCAAGAACACGAGAUGGGUAUUUAUGCCAUUGUGUUCCUAUAACUGAAAAUGACGGUUUUAAAAAAAAAAGACAAUGGAAAUUACCGGAGUAUGUUUCUGACUUGGGAUUAAUACAAACCCGAUCGCUUUACAAAGGACAGACGUUUUAACACUUGCCAUGGAAACCACCGUACAUUAAUGUCUUAAAGGGAAAUAACAGAGAAAUAUAAAAACUGCACCUGUAGGAAAGCACACUUGUAACAAAUAUUUUACAGGUUUCCAUACCAAGUCACUGUUUGAACUGUGUGAUUGUCUCCAUCUCCCCUUUUCCAGAGCAAGAGCCGGUUGUUCAGCCCACUUGCUAAAAUAAUGUAAAAGAAGCAUGUAUACCAUUGUGCUCCAACUGGGGGCUGAUCCAGCCACCUGCCAGAUGUCAUGAUAUGAAAAUGACAUUUGAAGGGGUGCAUUCAUAGGUGCUUGAUGUGGCACUCCCUGUACAUACACUGCAGUUUGCCAUGUAUAUGGUGGAGAACUUUUAGAUAGGGCUCUGUGUGAAGUGUUUUUAUUUUUUAUGUCUUGAGAGAAAGCAUACCAUGUGAUCCGUUAUCAUACGAUUUUGAGUUUGCUAGCAGUUUUGUUUUAAUUAUACUUUGGCUGACAUGUUUUGAUUCCGGUUUUAUUAUACAGAAGCCUUUUUGGUAUUGUUACAAAAUGUCUUUAUAUACUGGUGCAGUUUGUUUACUUUUUAACCUUUUUGGUUUUUCUUUUUUCCUCUUGAGAGCUUUAUUUCACCACUUUGUUCAGUGUCGGCUGACCUUUGGUACUUCACCUGUUAUUGACGUUUACUUGGAGACUCAGACAACUUAGCCACAACAGCUGUAAUGCCAAAGCUCGGCUCCCCCAGAGAUUGGCAAGCCAGCGUUUACUCUGCUCAGACGGACCAUUCUCUUAAUGAUUUAACAACCUCUCAUGCUGAGCUGAAUCAGAACUCAGUCUAAGCUGUUGCAGGUAAACAUGCAUUCGGCUAUAAAAUAACUUGUCGAUUCUUGAUUUUAGUCAGGAAUUGUGGGAAGUGACAAGGAAACUGCAUAUUCAAAGCCAAAGUGGCCAAACUGAAAAAAAUCUCCAAUUCUACUACUCUGGCCUAUUUAAUUAGCAAUUGCCUUUUUUUGGUCAGAUUAAUUUAACUGGAAAUUGUAAACAAUGGUCUGUGAUCCCCAUUUUUCAUAGACUUCUUGCUGGUUCCCAAGAAAACUAAACUAUGCAUUAUGAGUUUAGAACAGGCCAGUAGUCUGAGUCUUCUCUUUUCAUGACACCAUAUAACUGUGUACAAGGCUUAGUGCCCAGUCUCAUGUAGUUAAUUAGUACAUGGAGGAACUUUAUGUAUAGUAUAAAAUAUAUAAAGACGGUAUGGAUGCAGGUGCAUACACACAAUGCUUGGAAAAGAAGAAAUCAUAUGUUAUAGCUUCAGAGAUCCUGGGUGUGAUGUGCUUAGUGACCACUUUGGUCAGACUGGACACUCCAAGUACCAUAGAAAAAUACUUCACAGCAAAACAAAGUGCUCGAGAAUUUCUUACAAGAUUAUUUACUAAACCAUAGCUCGGAAUUCACGUAAGAAUUGCACAUCAGCCGUCCAGCAGAACUGUGGAAAUUACAUUGAACCGAAUUUACAGACAGACUGCUGAUUCUGUAAAAUGACCUGUGUAUGUGUGUGUGGUUAUCAUUUUUUUGUUUCUGGGUUUGUCAUUCAGUUGCAUCCAGAUCGUCUGAAACAUGGUCUAAAUUCAGUGUAAUUCACAACUGUAUUCCAAAAUCCGGACCUUGGUAAAUCUCUAACAAUAUUUGAGUUUUGGAGUCCUAAUAUCACUAAAAGAUCCUGAAUUAUUUUUGAUCAUUUGGAGUAUGGGCAUUCAGGCUUCAGUGAUUUAGCCAUGUGCGGUUUCUUUUGUAACCGUUGGAUACUUUCUAAAGCUGUGGAAAAGGGAUAGAUUUUAUGGAUUUCUGUUAAAUGCUGUAAAAGAUAUCACAUGUUCAUCAAAGUGACUUGUUUGUGUGCAAGGAAAUGAACAUCUGUAACCUGCAAUAAAAGGGAUGCUGUUGUGGAA
This is a messenger RNA of Pelobates fuscus (common spadefoot toad), 3568 nucleotides long. RefSeq names its product splA/ryanodine receptor domain and SOCS box containing 3 (gene SPSB3). The transcript is spliced from 7 exons. Bases 251 to 1327 code for a protein of 358 amino acids. NCBI's taxonomy places the organism in Eukaryota, Metazoa, Chordata, Amphibia, Anura, Pelobatidae. Gene Ontology annotation, molecular function: protein binding. The record is from RefSeq and is a predicted model, not a curated record. Gene Ontology annotation, cellular component: SCF ubiquitin ligase complex. Gene Ontology annotation, biological process: proteasome-mediated ubiquitin-dependent protein catabolic process.